This is a messenger RNA of Micropterus salmoides (largemouth bass), 948 nucleotides long. RefSeq names its product sperm acrosome membrane-associated protein 4-like. Lineage: Eukaryota; Metazoa; Chordata; Actinopteri; Centrarchiformes; Centrarchidae. Bases 102 to 497 code for a protein of 131 amino acids. The transcript has 3 exons. The record is from RefSeq and is a predicted model, not a curated record.
ACCAAACAGGCUCAUCACAUUUCACUACUCACAGCAACCAUCAUCUAGGUGGAAGUUUUUUUUCUUUAAGCAGAAACCACGAACCAAACAGACACACCAAGAUGGCAAAGAUUCUAUUUGGAUUCACUGCAGUUGUUGCAUCUUUAAUGCUGGUGGAGUCCCUGACCUGCAACCAGUGCAGAUAUGGUCUGGGGGGCUUCUGCUUGAGCACUUCUACAGUGACCUGCUUCACCAACACCACCUGCUUUACUGGAAAAGCAACUUUCACAGGAUUGUCCUCUGUGGGCUUCAACAUCCAGGGAUGCCUUCGAACUAGUGCCUGCAACUUGACCACAACCGAAAGCCUGCUGGGUGUCUCCUACACAGUCGUAACCCUCUGCUGCUCAACAGACCAAUGUAACCCCGCUCAGAUCAGCGGCGCUCCAUCCACCAAGAUAACCCUCACCGCUGCCAUUGGUGUAGCUGUCCUGGCCUUCAUGUGGGGAAGCAUACUGUAAUAUGCUAAUGUUGAAUCACAAUAAGCAGCUAGCUGCUUCCAGCUGCUCCUGUAUCCCAUUUAUAUGAUUCAUUAUACCAAGCAGCAUCUUUACAAGAAAGCAAAGCACUCUCAAAAAUAAACUAUUUUACCUUGUGAAUUUAUACGUAUAAUUAUUUAUAUUUUCAUAUUCUGUGACACAUUUGUUUUUCAUAACUAAGUUCUUGUCAUGUCAGGGUUAAUUUCUAUAAUAUUAAGUUAUACUGUAUAAUAGCCAAAACUAAGGUGUGUACAUUAUGGUACAUAACAACAUAUGGUAGUUGAGCAAUGAGAUUUUUAAGUAAAACACUGAGUUCAUAAACCUUCCUGGUUUUGCCUUGUUUUUGUUAAAUCAUAAUUUAUUUAUCCUUUAAACUACUUUGUGUGUUAAUGGUCAAAAAAAUGUAUGUGAAAAUAAAGAAAAACAACCCUGC